AAAGGGCAAGGGAGGAGAACCGAAAUAAAAACUCCCGGUUAUUGUUAUAUCUUGGAGGAUUAGUUUAUCCUCUCUGUUCUAGCUGUCUGCUGCAAAUAAAAAGGCCAGAGAAUUUAUGGUGGCUGCAAAACAAUAAUGUUCUAUGUGAAGAAUGACUUUGUUGGUUUGUUCCAUUCAUGGAAGUCUCCCAGAGUUUCUGCAUCAGCCUAGCUAGGUGUAAAGAUUUCAUGUUUUCUGUGAGUUUUUGGUAAAGGGUAUAUUGUAUAUAUCAUCGAUCCUUUCUGUUCACAAUGGAGCCUUCUGACAUCCCGGGAGGAGCAGAAGGGUGUAGCAGCAACGAGUCGGGGUGGACAAUGUAUAUUGCUUCGUUCAGCCAAGGAUACGAUGAUCAAGAUGGCUACGAAGACGAUCAUCGAGAUUCAGAGAGGGUGAGGGGUAAGAAUUUUGGCGGUGUUGCAGGCACUGAACAUGGCGACAGCGAUGAUUCCAUGGCUUCAGAUGCCUCUUCUGGCCCGAGUUAUCAAGAAAUCUGCAGAGGCAUGGAGAGGAGCCAUGGAAAGGAGAAACUCAAGUAUGCAGGCGAGAAAGUCCCGGGGAAGUACUCAGUCAAGAAACACCAGAAAGAAGAAGGGGUUAAGGCUAGUAAGAACAGCAAACAGGUAAGGGAAGAUGCACAUAGGGGAAAGAGUUCUUAUGGUCAAAGCAGAUCAUUUCUAAGAAAAAAGUAACAAUUCAGAAAUGCCAACAGCUGUCCAAGCAGUUCAAUAUCGCUUCGUUUACCUGUCGAUGAUGUCCAUGGAAUAACAGAACAGAAAUCCCGCUUGGCAUAUCUACCCGCUGAAUCUCCAGUUCAAAUGCUGUGAAUCAAGCAAUCGAACCAACACUGUCAGUACAGUUCAUAAAAUGUCACGGUUUAACCAUUGCAUGUGCAAAAAUCUCGUGUUUUUUGAUGUCAUCAGUUUCAUAUGCAGCAUAUUAGAAUGUGUAAGAGUAAGUUUUCAUAAGAGAAAUGCAGAGUUGGCCAAAAAAAGUCGCAAAUUUUAGCAAGAGAAGAUGUUCAAGACAUUCCAGCCUGUUGUUUGUUGAAGCAGUUAGUAACCCACUCUCCUUUCCAGCCUUCCAGGCUUAUGCAGGUAGGUCAGCUGCCUCAUCUUCCAACAAGCGAGAACAACAUGUUAGCGAACAUUAUUUAAAAAAAAAAAAAAAAC
This is a messenger RNA of Ipomoea triloba (trilobed morning glory), 1208 nucleotides long. RefSeq lists its product as uncharacterized. The record is from RefSeq and is a predicted model, not a curated record. Gene Ontology annotation, biological process: cytokinin biosynthetic process. Lineage: Eukaryota; Viridiplantae; Streptophyta; Magnoliopsida; Solanales; Convolvulaceae. The transcript has a single exon. The coding region runs from base 291 to 728 and encodes 145 amino acids.